AUGCUGCCUGGGAGAGCGGCUGACGUCCGCCACUGCGUCCUGACGAGCCGCUGGCUGCCUGCAGCUCUGGCUCUGCUCCUCCUCCUCUCCUCCAGCUUCAGCAGAGUGCACAGCACCACGGUGGAGCACGACUUCCACAUUGUUCACAAUGUCGACAACAGAAGUCCAGAGAUCGACCCAUUCUGGUAUGUGGGGCGUGGGGUGAGACCCAUCGGGCGCUUCGGGAAGAGGCACAGCAGCGUGGAGGCUCUGGCCAGCGGGGGGAUGCAGCCUGUGGUCAGGAUGUUGGCGCUGCUGUUCAACAGCCUCAGAAACAAGGAGAACCUCGGGGAAGUGCUAGAUGGGGAGGACAGGGAUUGGUUACCGUGACAGCGUGUCCUCCCUUCAUUCACAAACUCAGUGUGUCUUAAUUUAAAAAUAAAAAAAAAAAAAAUCUAGAUUGAGGUUAUAUACUCGUUUGCUCUAGUUCUUAACAGUGUUUCUCUCUGGUGUCUGUUCCGAGGCCUUCAUUGAUAGGAUUCUUGAUGAAAUCACUCUCCAAAUGUAUCUGUACAUAAAAAUGCAUUCUAUAUUGAUUAAUAAACCAGG
Molecule: messenger RNA, 588 nt
Organism: Micropterus dolomieu (smallmouth bass)
Lineage: Eukaryota; Metazoa; Chordata; Actinopteri; Centrarchiformes; Centrarchidae
Gene: prlh2
Product: prolactin releasing hormone 2
Exons: 2
Coding region: 1-369 (122 amino acids)
Molecular function (GO): hormone activity
Source: RefSeq, a predicted model, not a curated record